AUGUCCGAUGCAGGACGUCUUGCUCUGGCCGCGCAGCUGGAGGGUUAUGCGUCUGCAGACGACGGAGAACAGAUCGACCUCAAAGCGUACAUCGACGCCACGAAUAACACCCUCAUGGACGUCCCCGCGCACAACAACCUCACCAUGGCCGAAGUCUGUUUCGAGAGCAGCGAGCUGGCGGCGAGAAUGCAGAUUCGGAUUCAGGGCAAUACCAACUACGCCUCCAGGAAGGUCCGCCAGGUUAUCGGGCCCACGCGGGGCGCAGCUGGCGUGCUACAAGACCUCUUUGUUAAUUCCGACCAGAGUUUGUGCCAUAUCAAGCGCGAGCAGUUGGUCGAACAAGGUCGGCGCGCCUGCCAGGAAGUUUAUGCAGACAAACGUGUCUUCGUCGACCGCGCCAUGGGCGCGGUCUCUGCCGGGUGGAAGCCCAUCAUUAGCAUCGUGCCGAUUCCCAACGACGCCCCGCCGACGGUCCAGUGGUGCGCCGCCAACACCAGUGCCGAAGGAAUCGGGAAGAACAAGAUCACCGACGCCAUCGCCAGCAUUAUGUCGGGACCUGAGCCGGAGGACCCCGAGAGGGCCUUCAUCACCCUAGGGUGCGACUUCAAUAUUGCCUCGGCACUUCCCAUCGUUGCGGAGAAGCCCGACGAGCGCGCGAUCCCGGGCGUCUUUUUCCAGCGGCCAGAGUACAGGGCCAACCUCGGCAAGAUUCGGCAGCAAGUGGACCAGCGCCCCCCCCCGCCCCCCUUCUUCGACCCGACCUCCACGAGGCCUUCGGGCCGCGAGACGUACAGUACCGCUUCACGAAUCCAUGCCAAGCCUUUGACAACAAUGGCAGCACAUGCUCUCCGUGCUUGGACCUUGCAGCUGACGCUCGCCUCGGCGUUUUCUCUCGCGCUGAGGGGCAACGAGGAAGAGGAGGUCGGCCAGGUGAACCGUGAGGGUGUCACCAGAUACCAGGAGAAUCGGAUCCACGCGGGAAAGAGCAAAGACAACUGGUGGCCCGGCGCCACCAGCGGCCGCAACCAGGAGGCCUGGAGAGGCGCCGCGGACCUCACCGCCAACAUCUCCUGGGGCUGGCACCACCCGAACGGGCUGUAUGAGACGAUACCCAUCGGAGGGCCGAUGAUCGACGAUGAGAUGAACGUCUACCUCGCCACGGACGAUGCCAUCCGAAAGUUCAGUGCCACUGGCGACCUGCUGUGGAGAGCUACGCCCCUCGCGGGCAGGUGGCCGCUGCGCCCACGCUGCUGCCCGCGCACAGCUCGGGCCUCCGGGCGCCACGGCCGCGGCAGGAGGCCGACGGCUCGGACGAGGAGGAGGAGGAGGAUCGAGGAUGCCCUGGAGGCGGAGGAGGACGUGCGGCCGCAGUGGGCGGCGAACGGCUCGGGCGCCGCCAGGGUGGAGCUCCUGCCCGAGGUGAAGGUUGGGGACCGGAUCAGGGUGCGCACUGGCAUGGGGUACCAUGCGGACGGCGUCGAAUACUUCAAGGCUGGCGACACGGGCAGGGUUUCCAACAUCAAGAGAGAUAACGGCGAGAGCAAGGUGUACAUUAGAUGGCCGAGAACUGGCUAUCUGAGCGUAACGCGGCAGACGAUGUUGGUAAAAAGGUUCAUGUUGUUGAAGCAAAGGGGCACUCUGCUUCCAGACAUGAUGGUGGCCUCUACCACAAAUGGUUACGUGUUUGCGCUUGCACCUGCCACUGGCGAGGAGCUGUGGGCGACAAAGGUCUCAGAUAAGAUAGCUGGAGUCAAGGGGUCUGUCAAAGGUGACAGCGGUGUCAUCGUUGCUGCAACCGACCUUUGCAUAAACAGAUAUUGCUACAAGUACCGUAACAUUACCAAUUCCUUGUCGCCUUCGAACACAAUUAUCCGGGGGCUGGACGCUGCCGAUGGAAGCCAGGUCUGGGCUUUCACGCCAGAGACACCAGUUUGGAAUUUCGUUCCAUACUUCGACGGUGGUCAAUGCUUUUUCACUGACUUCGAAGGCGGUGCGUACUCCUUGAAUGUCUUGUCUGGAGCCCUUGCGUGGCAUAACAAGGGCACUCGGGGUACUUACACACAAGCGGCUGGUCAUUUAGCUAGUCCUGUGAACCAGUUCUACGCGCUCGGUCUUCAAGAGUAUGAUAUUGGCGACUACUGCAACCCUCACGGCUCUCCAGGGAUUUUGCCCCAGUGUUCUGCAGGGCCGGGCUCCGGGGGCUACAUCAAGACAAUCGACACGAGGAGUGGGAACACAUUGUGGACGCUCACGACGCCCGAGCCGCCGGCAGGUGCUGCCAGCGGGCACAUGCGGUUCCAGCAGAUGCAUUAUCGCAUAGUCUUGACUAUGGGCUUCAAUUGCCGCUACAGCUCCAAAAGCAAUUUGUGGAUAAUCGACCCUGGUGGCUCGGUACGACUUGAUUGGCAAGGGCCGACGCUAUGGACUUCCGAUUGCGCAGGUGAGGUCGAGGCCGCGGACGUGCGGAGGAUCGGGGGCGGGCGCACCUCGUGCCAGGCCGCCUCGUGGACACUGCCUGUGAUGGACAGCGCGGGCGACCUCUUCAUCGGCAACCAGGUGGGCCUGCUGCAGAAGUUCUCGUCGCCCACGGACGACAGGAACGUCGAGGUCUCGUCCGCCCUGAGCACGGGCAUGGCCUUCCCAGAGCAGGCCAUUGCGCUCUCGAACGGCAUGAUGGCGGUGACAACGUGCACGUCCCUCAUCGUGUUCCAGACCUACACCUCCCACUUCGACCAGGAGAGGGCAUCUGGGAGCCCAACGCCUCCGACGUGCAGCGCUAGGCCGGCGGCCGCACGCUGCGCGCACCCCCGUCGCCGUGAGGCGGGCGGGUCUCGAGGGGGGCUGCGCCGAGGGGGUCGGCUCGGCGCCGGGACCCCCUCGGCGGCGCCUCCGGCGCCCCCCCGUAGCGCGCUCCGGGGGUCCAGCGCCGAUCCAAGGAAUCCGCGCGGACUUCCGAGUUUUUUUAUGUUCAUGUCAUUGUUUGUCCCCCUCUAAGAGGACACGCUCGGGACCCAGACCCCCGCGGGCCAGGAGAGAGUCAUGACGGGAGGUGUGUCUCGCCACGUUCGGCCUCUCUUGGGCCUCGGGGCCGCCAACAAGCGGCUCGGGAUGGGACUCCGGGAAUGGACGUCCGAGCGAUGGCGAGGAGGGGGAGCGCGGAGAGAUUGUCGCGCACGUCCUCACGCCCUCUUCCAGGCGGGCGCGCGGCUCGGCGCGGCGCCGGAGGAGAGCCCGCACGCGGCUCGGGUCGGCGGCAGCGGUGGUGCCAUUCAUGGCCCUCCUGCCCAGUACACUUCAGUCGGGCCUGUCCCUCGGCAGGAGGAAUGCCCUUCCUUCUGCUCCUCCUUUUUAGCGAUUCAGGCAUCCCCAGACCUCCUCCCCCGUCCCAGGCUGGGACUGGGAAGUAGAGGAGCCUCGGGUGGAGACUGGCAGCCGGUCGCUGUUUAGCGUGUACUUUUAGCGGUGUUGCUGUUGCGGGAUUGUGGCGGCGCUUGGACCGCGUAUGCGUGGGAUUGCACGCACUGCAAGAUUUCGCUCUCACGACUCCUGCCUUUGGCAUCGUCUCAUCGAUCCCCGUUCCAAGUGGGCCAUGGCGCAGUACGGUGGGGGCGUUGGUUAAGGAAUGUGCUGAGAAGGCCUCAGACCCUGGAGGGGUCCUUAUCUGAGGAGGGCGGC
Messenger RNA from Prorocentrum cordatum, 3675 nucleotides. The record is from the annotation of a GenBank genome assembly. NCBI's taxonomy places the organism in Eukaryota, Dinophyceae, Prorocentrales, Prorocentraceae.